AUUAUUUUUGCUGUUAUCGCUGGGACGUAAACAAAAGUUUCACAAAUAUUUUGAUAUUAUAUCAGGGGGCUUAAUUUAUGGAGGAUCCUAGGAUCAGAUCAAUUGGACAAAUGUUUAAGUAGUCAAGGAGCUAAUGCAGAACGGAAGAUCGGAAGACAUGGCGAGGAAAAGGACCAGGAAGCGGAGCAAGCAGCGCAGAAGAAGGAGAAGCAAUGGGAAGCCCAGAGCCCACAACACUCAAGAUCGGGAUCAGUGGACCAACGUAGCUCAAAUAUACCAAAGUCUGUUUGAAUGGCACCACAAUCAUGUUAUGAGGCUCUGCUCCAAGGAAGAUCUAGAUCCGGAUCAGGACCACGAGGAUAUUUCCGAGGAAACUGGAUCGUCGCCAUGUCGUGACUACGUCUAUGAAAGUUCGUCGGAGGAAGAGGAAAUCGAACCCGUUGACGAGGAGUAUCUCAAGUUCCUGGAGGUGACCAUCAAGCAUCAGCAGGAACUGAGGGACCGAAGAGCUGCCCAAACCACCGACUCCUUAGAUAAGGAUUAGAAUUACCUCUGUGUUCAGACGACCAUCAGUCGAACUUCUAUCUGCCUCUAGGAUCAGACAAAACCUCCUGGACAGAACUUUUGAGUGAAGGUACUUAGCGAUAGAGAAGUUUGACAUUUUUAUACUUGCUUAAUGGCAUUAUAUUGACUAAAAAUCGUAAGGUACCAUAAGUAAAACGUUUCAUUUAAUAUUUAACUUGUCAUGUUUGUAUUUAUGAGAGUAGCUUUUACCCUACAAGCUACGCAAUCCUUUAAAACCUUAUUAUACUUCUCUCUUUUAAAUUA
Molecule: messenger RNA, 828 nt
Organism: Drosophila biarmipes
Lineage: Eukaryota; Metazoa; Arthropoda; Insecta; Diptera; Drosophilidae
Exons: 2
Coding region: 134-544 (136 amino acids)
Source: RefSeq, a predicted model, not a curated record